AUGGAGUCGACGUCUGCACUGCCUCCUACUGCGGAUUUACCAGCGUGCUGGACACCCACGGACCAACGCAUCAUGGAGCAUUUGCUGCUGGACCAAUCCGAUGCGGAGGACCAUUACGCUGCGGCUCACCAAGAUGCACGCAAUUCUCCGCGUACUGUGGAGCUCAGUCGAGCAGACAAGCUCAAACCCAAGCAGAGCACGACCAAGCGUAGUGUUAGUCCUGCUAAAAAGGUUGACAGUGUCAAGGCCAAGCAAAUUGAGGAGGACAGACGAGCGCGUCAUCGAGAAGUGCAGCGGCGCUUUAUGCAGCGCAAGAAGGCAGAGGUAGAACGCACUAAGACACUGGCACAAACACUGGAGAAAAAGUAUCGAUACCUCGAAAUUUCGGCCGAAGAGAAGAACUUGAAGGUCGAGAACCGAGAGUUGCAAGAACGAGUGGACGCUGCGGCGGCGUCGGUGCCCAGAGUGCCGCAUGUUGACCCUGUACAGCUUUUGAUGCAGCAAAACUGGAUAUCCGGAUCGAACGGAUAG
Molecule: messenger RNA, 531 nt
Organism: Phytophthora nicotianae INRA-310
Lineage: Eukaryota; Oomycota; Peronosporomycetes; Peronosporales; Peronosporaceae
Exons: 2
Coding region: 1-531 (176 amino acids)
Source: RefSeq, a predicted model, not a curated record